AUGCCAGCGAUUCCGUCCUUUGAAGCUUUCUUAGAGAAUUCCCUUGUGCAGCGUAGCACAUCCUCGCUUGCCUCCGACACAACUGAUCCAAUUCUGGAGGUUAUCUGCGCCUGGCCCGUAUCUGGGCAGUAUGGACCCGGAACUCGAUAUCUAUAUUACGUCUUGAUGGCGGCAUGUGUGCUUGCACGCAAGGAAGAAUGGAUCCGUAAUGCUUGCCUGGCUGCUGUGUUACUUUUCCCUGCGGUCGCAGCCUUACACGGAAUUGUUCUCGCGACGCUUCAUGUACCCGGAGCGGUUGACAUGGAUGUUUACGGGGCUUUCCAGCUGUGCGCGAUCGGCAUUUUGACUGCUCCUGUCACCGUAAAAUUGUCCAACACCUACUUCAACAACCCCGGUCGAAAUAUCAUCUUCCUCUGGACCGGCCUUCAACUAGCCGGCCUUCUCAGUCUAACAGUAGAGUUUAUCCGCAUAACUCCCACCCGCUGCCCCAUUGAUGACCCAGCAACGUCGACCUGGGCGAAUAAAAAGGUCUUCCAUUACAACUCUACCUGCGGCAUGAUUUGUACUGAAGAUAAGGGCCCGAAAUCACCUCUUCGAGGGGGUUCCGCAGACAACAUCUAUGUCAUACCCUCGCCUCAUCAGUUAGAUUUCAACACCGCGACUCUGCUAGCAGCUGCCUGCUGCAUCCCCGCCAUCUUAUCGAUGCUAUCGAUGUGGAUCAAGAUCCUCGAUGGAAAUUACGAAAAAAUAUUUGGAAAGAAGAAGAAGAAAGACAAUGAGCCAAUCUCCGGAACGAAUGGCGCCACGCCACUACAGAUGACGAGUAUUACGGAGCGGAUUCGGGACUGGCUGACCCUCAUCGAAAUCCCAGUGUUUGUUGCGGCCGUGCUAGCUAUUAUUGUCAAAGGGGAAAUGAACUUCUGGAGUGAGCCCGUGUACUACCAAACAGAGCCUAUAGCAAGUAUAGGCCAAUGGGCCCCCAUCGUUGGUACCGGCCUCGCCAUCGUGGGAUCGCUUUACCUAAUGUUCGCAGCUGACAUGGAAGCUGAAGCGGAACAAACCGGACCACCCCAAGAGACCACGCAAGUAUGUGCCGAUUGCGGCGGAAAUGCAAUCCGCGACAGCACAAACUCCUCAACGACCCCUCGCAGAUCUGGUAGUACAGUCGAGGUGCCCUCACCAGACAUCGAACGCACAGCAACGUUCUCCACAAUCCGACAGGCACUGACAUCUCAAAUCGGGGCCGACCCCGGAGGCAGACGAAAGGUAGCUCGGUUCUUCAACGUAGUAAGCACCUACAUGGCCGCGAAAGCACACACCAAUUUCGAAGAUACGGGCUUCGAAGUACAGGAACGAACAAACUUCCCAGAGAUUCCUGCCGAGAUAUUUCGGAACGAAAGACUUAAUGAUAUACGGAUCGCCUAUAACCAUACGCCUCUACCGCGGUCCAGAGCUACGAGUUUUGUGGGAAGUGACACGUCCAAUGGCGAAGGUAGUAGUUCACGGAUACCGAGAGGCCAAUCCUCACUUCCUGUGAGACCUCCACUCGCUGCGACUCGAAGUCAACCAGCGGAUGGAGGUCCGUAUGGGGGGCCUACCUUUUUGGAAAUUAGGAACUUGUACAGCAACUUGUCGCCGCGGCAGUGGAAUCCCCCUGACGAGCCGACACCUGAUGAGCGUCCGAAUGAUGGUCACGAUAAUAUAUCGGAUGUUGAUCCUGCUCCCAUCACAUCCAAUGGACCACCUACUCCCAAAAUUGUGGUGUCACCUAGCUGA
This is a messenger RNA of Penicillium pulvis, 1776 nucleotides long. RefSeq lists its product as uncharacterized. The coding region runs from base 1 to 1776 and encodes 591 amino acids. NCBI's taxonomy places the organism in Eukaryota, Fungi, Ascomycota, Eurotiomycetes, Eurotiales, Aspergillaceae. The record is from RefSeq and is a predicted model, not a curated record. The transcript has 4 exons.